GGAACACCAAUUAUAUGCAAGCCAGAGGCUAUUACACCAUUGUGGCUGUCAUUUAUUAACCAAAUAACAUCCCUGGGUUGUGUAUGAAAAGAUUUCACAAGCAUUGAUUUCUAAAGUAAUGUCAACAGGGGAAAGACUUUGUCAGCGAAAAGGCAGGAGCAACAGAGAUUCAUGCACUUGUGAGAUUAUGAGACUUGUGCAUUAAUUCAAAGUGCAAGGCGUUGUGGGAAAGAAAUAUAUUUAUAUACUCAAAAAAGCACAAGCCCAAUGUAUCGGGAAAGAAAUGUAUUCAAAGAGCACAGACCCAAUGUAUAUGGGAAAGGAAUGUAUUCAAGAGCACCAGCCGCCACCUCCAUGAUGGAUUACAUGGCCAGCAGAGGAGGGAGUGUGCAGAGUGGACAGGGGUGUCGUCAGAAUAUAUGAUUUGUGAUAGAAGGGGGAGGGAGAUUCAGAUGGGAGAUGGGCGCCAUCAUUUUUUUUUUUAAAUAAAGAAAGGAAGGGGCUCAUAAAUAUUGGUGUCAAAAAAUCUGGAAAUAAUGGUGUCAAAAACAGGACCUGAGCAACAAAGAAAAUAAGUGGGAAGUACUACGUUUAAGCUCCACAACAGGAGGAGCUAGAAAAAAUGGAUAAAAAGAAGCAUUCAGCCCCAGGGGAUUUUAGUGUGUGUUUUUGGAGUGCUUGGAGAGUGUUUGGAGAACGAGUGGAUGUAUUGUCUUUACUUUGUGAGUGACUGUUAGUUUUACUGAACUGCGCAGAUCAGCCCGGGUUCUUGUAUGUAAUCUUUGAUUCACUAACAAUAAACCCAGUUGCAUCAGACUCCGAGAAGCGUGCAUACUUUGAAGAAGUAUUCAACAGUGUGGAGGAGAGCGACCUUGGCAUUCCUGCCCACAGCAUACUGCGUGCUGCGCAUGUGAUGUUACAAUUCACUGUGACACGGUGAUGUGGACAGACAUGUCAGGCAAUGGCAUCCGUGGAUCCAAACAAAUCCUCUCUGAGUGAGAUUUUACGGGCGUGCAACCUGAAGGUUGGCUGUUCUCUCUGUGUCGAGAAAGAGAAUGAAGUUACUUAUUCCCUGAAAAUCAUCAGUCACAAAUGCAAUGGAGACCUGCUGCUGGCCAGAGGCCGGGAAAAGGGGAGAAAGUGGAGGCACGUGUCUCGUCGACCUAAAGUACCGAACCCAAGCAAGUAUGCUGUGUGCUGGUUCUUUGUGGAAGGUUCCGGGUGCAAAAAGCACAAAAACCGGUGUACAUUUGCCAGAAGCAUCGAGGAGGCUACAGUGUGGACCUUUCUUAAAAACCACCGCAUGGACAUCAGCACUUUGAGAGCUCUAGUGUCAGACACCAGCAGGGCAGCCCCCAGACAGUUGGGGACACCAGAAAAAAUCCUGUCUGAGUUUGGAGGGAAGUUCUGCGAACUCUGUGAAGCUUGUUUCCACGGCAGCCCACAGGUGAUCUCCGCCAAGAGGUGGAACAACACCUGCAUGUCAGAGGCAGCUCAUGCCUGGAAGCCGGUGUUGGUUCAUUACCUGGCAGAAGGGCCAAGCAAGAAGGUGUACAACGAAGUCCGGCGGCUGCCUCCUAAUGCGAAGGACAACCUGCGGUACUGUAGCCACGUGGCCCAGGGCGCCCCCUGCUGGCACGGACACGCCCGCUGCCAGCUCGCCCACAGCGAGGUGGAGAUGGCCGUGUGGAAGGAGGAGGUCGGUGGCGGGUGGGAUCGCAAGGAGCUGCCGCUGCUGUCCCAGGGGAGGGGACCUCCAGCCUCGGCUUCCCCCAGCACCCAGGUGGAGAUCUACUGCAAAGCCUGCCUGCUGACCAGCACCUCUAAGGAGAGCUUCAUCAAGCACUGUGCUUCCCUGGAGCACGCUCGGAUGAUCUCCGAGGGCAACACCGUGGAUUGGAAACACCGUCCUCCGCCACACAGCCGCAAGCAAGAGUUUCUGCUGUGUGACAGGCCUGAAGCAUGCGAGUAUGGAGACAGAUGCUUUCGGGCCCACUCUGUGGAGGAGCUGCAGGAGUGGCACAUGCGAAGCACAGAGGCUCAGCAGAUCCAGCACACUGUGCAGGCGCAGGGCCUGGGGUCUUACAGGGACCGCCUGCUGCAAGAGUACAGGAGCAGCAGUAAUGUAGUCCACAUUAUGUCAGAACAAGUUGAUGAUGUCACUGUCACCCAUGAUGAAGAUUUAAGUGUGGAGUGUGAAGAGACCAAUUCUGAGCUGAAAUGGAUUUUUCAGAUAAAAACAGAGAGAUUACUUGCCCAUGUCGCCUUGCUGAAACAGGAUCCUGGAGCUAUAUUCACUCUCGGUGAAAUUACUCCUGAAGGUCCCUCUACCUACUCCACAGGAAACAAGUUCUGCACUUCUGACAUGUCCUAUGACAUUCCUGUGUCAUGCAAACCCUUACACCCAGGCCUUUAUGAGCAGUGGGUGGUGUUUGACUUUGACAUGAGGCCAGUGCUGCUGCAGAAGCUUGAGGUGAGGGUGGGAGAGCAGAGCUCCAUCUGUCCUGUGUGGAUGAAGGAGGACAUCGGGCCUCCAGUUCAGAGUUUGGAGCGCUGGCACCAGGGAAACAGAGUCAUUAUUCCCUGUUUGAACAAGACAGAAGAAGAAGAAAAGCUUCUGAAGGAGUACAAGCCUCCUCAGAUAAACUUGCAGUUUAACCCAAGAUCUGAAGCCAACAUGUCCAUCACCUUCCAUAACUACAGAGAGAGAAUGCACCACUUCCUGUACAGAGAGGAACUAGCCCAGGAAGACAUAGUGUCCAGACUCAGCCUCAAAGACAGCAUCUAUUUGUCUGACAAAGUUUAUGAGCCUCAGUUUGGCAUGAAGAUUGCUCUUUCAGAAGAACUUUUUGCCUCAGUUCCAGCACCGUCUAUGCUCACCCCUGACACACCAGAGGGGUUUAUCCUAAAGAGAGGUGUCCGGUCAGCUCUGGUAGCAGUUUCUUCAUUUGUGGAAAAUCAGCAUCAAAAAAUCUAUGAGGCAGUCAUUGUUCCAGAUGCUAGCACUGAGAGGAGAAUGUACCUGCAGCUCUCCAAGAGAUGCUGCACUGAGCUGGAUCUCCAGAACAACACUACGUGUGAGAUGGAGGUCCAGUUUCAGCUGAACCGCCUCCACUUCUGCAUGAUGCACAAGGCUGUAGACCUUCUACCAGAUGUAGAGUGGGUUUUGCCAGACCUGAUGAAGAGCUGUGUCCCAGUGCACACAGGAAGAUACUCCAGGCUCAAUGCAAAGCAGCAAGCAGCUAUGGCUUUCAUCGUUGGGGAUACACAUGACAACAAGACUGUGGCACCACUUCUAAUCUAUGGACCCUUUGGAACAGGGAAGACCUUCACCCUGGCCACUGCAGCUAAAGAGCUGGUACGGCAACCUGGAACCAAAGUUCUGAUCUGUACCUAUACUAACAGCUCUGCAGAUUUGUAUGUCAAGGAUCACUUUCAUCAGUAUGUAAAUGCUGGACGUACUGAAGCCAAACCUCUCAGGAUAAAAGCCAACAAAAAGGGAGUGCCUAUGAGUGCAACUGAUGACAUCACGCUGCAGUAUUGCCAUCAGGAUGGCCAAUCUUUCACAUGUCCUGGAAGACCCACCUUAGACUCUCACCGAGUGAUCAUAACAACAGCAUUCAUGACAGGGGAACUCUAUAACCUGAAUCUUCCAGCUGGUUACUUCACCCACAUUCUGAUUGACGAGGCCUCACAGAUGCUAGAGUGUGAAGCUCUGAUGCCCCUCACUCUGGCAGGGCAAGGAACGCGAGUGGUUUUGGCUGGAGAUCACAUGCAGAUGGGUCCAAAGCUCUUCUCAGUGGACGAGGACCAGCGCUCCAACCACACACUACUCAGUCGCCUCUUCCAUCACUACCAAGAACAAAAGAAUUCUGUGGCCCUGAAAAGCAGAAUCAUAUUCAAUGAAAACUACCGCUCCUCUGAAGAAAUUGUCGAUUUUGUGUCCUCUCACUUUUAUGGCAAGAGUGGUGCCAUCAAGGCAUGUGGACAUGUGCCCCCUCACCCACAGUUCCAUUCCCUGAGGUUCCACCACGUUCGUGGAAAGUGUCAUUUGGACGCGACUACAAUGUCCUGGUACAAUCUUGAUGAGGUUGCAUGUGUUGCAGAUGUAGUGCAAAAACUAUUUGAAGGAUGGCCACGUCAGUGGGGGAAUCAGGAGCAGAGAACAAUCUGUGUUCUCUCUGAAGGAAGUCAGGUUGUCCUUAUCAGGAAAGAACUGAGAAAAAGACGUCUUGGCAGAGUAACCGUGGAAAAUGCGAAUAAUGUUCAAGGCAAGCAGUUCCGGGGAAUAGUGAUGUCAACGGUUCAUACUCGAGAGAGUCUACAGUCCUCUCACACCACUUGCCUGGAGUUCUUCAACGAUCCACGGGUGAUGAACACAGUCAUGACCAGAGCACAGUCCCAGGUCAUCGUGGUGGGAGAUGCUGCAGCUCUCUGCUCCUUUGGAAAGUGCUCAAGGAUCUGGAAGAGCUACAUAGAGCAGUGCAUCAAAACGAACAGCGCUGAACCGCAGCACCUCACAGAGGACUGCCUAGAGUAUGAAAUGGAGGAAAUCUCAAGAUUUAUUAGGCCUGAGAGCAAGAAUGUCAGUGAUGUUGAAUUGGUCACAACCACAACUGGGGCAAAUGGCCAUGUGGAUGAGAUACUCCAACAGCUGAUAGAAGAUUACAGUUCUGUCAGUGGUGAAGCAAAUGAGGCUGAGCAAUCAGAGGAUGAGGACCGUCCAAACUUCAGUGAAGAAAAGAGAGCAUAUUACUCUAAUGCUGAGAAAGACGCUCUGCUGGAAAUGGUGAAAAAGCACCCAGGAGUGUACAAACAUGGUGAACUGGUAAUGGAAAGAUUUGACACUGGCUAUGUCAUGCCAUUUGAUAACCCCACUGCACAUAUCGUAAUCACAGGAAGAAAGAAUUUGGGCAUGUCCUUCCCUGGUGAUGAGGUUGUAGUGGAAAAAUCAAUGAGCGGCAAUGGUCUGGACACCUGGAAGGUUUUAGGUGUCACCAAGAAUGCUGAAUCUUCUCAGUCCUAUGUGUGCACCUUUGAGGACGAUGAUAACAAAACACAGGAAAAUGACUAUGUCUCCAAGGUCAUGGUACCCCUUAACAAGAAUGUCACCAAAAUUCGAAUUUUGGUUAGCAAGAAAAAUCGCAAUGUGAUCCCAAUAUUUAAAUAUGAUGAUGGAAACUGGGAGAUUGAAAGGUACAAGACCUUAAAUGAAGAGUCAAAGCGGAAGCAUGUCUAUGUUGUACAUGUGGUGUGCUGGAAAGAACACUGUCGGUUUCCAUUAGGGAAGGUAACAGAGGUUCUACCCCUGGGAACAUCCUUGGAUCAGGGGCUGAAGAUUCUGGAUAAAGAAUUCGAUCUCAAUCGACCUCCCUCUGAUUGUGUCCUGAGUGAUUCACAAAAUUGUGCUUUUACCAAAUUGGACGAUGGGAGCCGGGUGAAUUUCCGAAAUGUAACUACUUUUACAGUUGACCCUGAAGAUGCCAAAGAUCUUGAUGAUGCAAUUAGUGUUCAGGAGUUUGAUAACCAUUAUGACAUAGGGGUGCACAUUGCAGACGUGGCAAGUUUUGUAGUUAAGGACAACCCAUUAGACGAACAUGCAAGAGAACGUGGAGCUACUUUUUAUCACCCCAAAACUGCAAAAAAAGAGCCAAAUUACAUGUUCCCAAAAUCAAGUGUGAAACAAUGGAGUCUUCAGGAAGGGUAUGACCGCAGAGCUGUUUCAUUGCUUGUGACUGUGGACAAGGCGACAAACAGGAUUAUUGCCAGAAACUUUGUGCUGUCACUGAUAAAAUCAGAUAAACAGCUGUCAUACGAGGAAGCUGAAGACAUCAUCUCAACACAUAGCGGAAAUGGGCUCCAUUUUGACACAUUGAAAGGUUGCGUGGCUGUGGCUUAUGAGUUUUCUAGGGCCCACAGGAAAGCCAGGCUUCACGGUGACUGGCUGUAUGCACAGCCCGACAACAGGACAUCCAUUGGGAGAAGAAAAUCCCAUCAAAUGAUUGAAGAACUGAUGAUAAUGUUUAACAACUUUACUUCUGAGUUUUUGAUCAGCAACAAAGAAGCUUAUCUUUGCACUCCCCUGAGAUGCCAGGCAUCCCCCGAUGUCAUGGGUGUAAACGCUCUGAAAGACAAAUACAAAGACAUUGUACCACUGUCUGUGCACUUGACACACCAUAUUGGCAGUGUUGAGCAACCUUCUGGUGGCAAGAGUUUCCAGGUGUUAGCUUCACUUUGGAGGAAGCUUCAAUCUGCUGCUGAGAGAGGGGAUUUUUCUAAAGUGGCAGACCUGAUCACAACUGAUGACAUCCACCCACAGCUUGUGCCUGCUAUGUCAGAGUUCAGGAGUUUGCUUGGCAAGUCCUACACGAUUCGUUCCAACUCGGCACCAGAGGCAAAUGUUGGUCACUACUCUUUGCAGCUCAAAUCUUAUACAAAUGCAUCUUCACCCAUCCGCAGGUACCUGGACUUGAUCCUUCAGAGACUUCUCCAUGCAACAGUCAGUAAAACUCCGGUCCCAUACUCUUGGCAAGAAAUCGAGAUUUUGUGCGAUAAAGCUGUCAAAACAAGCAAGAAGGCAGAAGAGUACCAAAGGAAGGCUGAAACCUUCUCCCAUGCUGUAAACCUGAAAAAACAAAAUUCUCCAAAGCUGGCAUUUGUCACUGCAGUGGACCCAGAAGGAGACCAAUUCAAGUUGUCAUUUCCCUUUGACAAAGGUACUUUGCCUGAUUAUAUACCUGUUCUGUACAGAGAUUUGCAGCUUGAGGAUCAGCCACAGUAUGACAAAGACUGCAGGCACAUGAAGCUAACAUGGAGAAGAAGAGUGUACUCCAUCAACACCACCAAGACAUAUGUGGAGCUCAAAAGACUACACCAAAACAAUCCAUGCACUGAUGUCCCUCACCAGGCUUGGCAAGACAUUGUGGAAGCACUAAAGAUGGAAAAUUGGGAAAUGGCAGUGUCAAUCAUAUUGAGCACUAACACAAAUUAUGCUGCCACUGAAAAGAAUGACAACAUAGAUGGCUUGACAGAAAUUGAGACAGAGCAUUAUGUUGACCUCACACUCAAGCUCAAACCCGGAGAUACCCUUCUAGUUCAGAUGACAACAGAGAUGCAGCUGGGGCUUCUGAUGCCCGCCAUUCAGUUGCUGAACAUCAACGAAAAGUUUGAAGUGUGUCUGAAUCAUGCCCACAGUCCUGUCGACUGUUUUUCCAAAUAUGCACAGCGUAAAACAAAGUCGUUCUAUGACAAUGUUGAGGACUAUGCAAAGAUCUGGGGACCACUUUGUGAAAUGGAGUCUGCUUCCACUGCUGUGGAUGAAAGUGAGAGCAUAAUCAUUGAGGACUUGGAGCUGACAUGGACUAGAGUACGGGAAGGCAGUUUUCUUCUUCCCAUUGGCUUUCUUAAAGAUUGGGCCAUUGAAUGCAACCUUGCCAAGUGCUACUUGUGCAUCAGAAAAAGGGACUUGAAACAAACUGUGGCUAUUGAUCAAUCUGAAGAUGUGGAUCCCAGCAAUUUUACUUGGGUAGCCCAUGGAGUCACUACUGGUUCUUCCGAGACAAAGAAGAAUUCAGAAUACAAAGAGGUGAAUUUCUAUAUAAACCAUUUGCCUAUGGACACAAUUCCAGAUUGUGUGUACCAGAAAAGUACAAAGUUCACAGUUGAGAUCAUCCCAAAACUUCUUCCUGAUGUGCGCAAAGAAAAUGCUGUUAACAACCUCAUCCGCACAAAUGAACUUGUUCAGACAAUUGCGCUGGGACGUCGAAUUCCCAGAGGAGCUUCUGAAUCUCCGGUGCCAAGGUGGAAAAUCAUGAGAGAAAUCCCACCAGAAGGCCUUCCAAAACUGAAUGAAAGCCAGUAUGCUGCCAUUGAACAGGCCAUGAAAAACAACUUUACUGUCAUCCAGGGACCACCUGGCACCGGAAAAACUGUGGUGGGGGCUUACAUUGUGUACUGGUUCCUCGUGCUGAAUUCUGAGAACCCCAGGCAAUGUCAGGAUCCUGAAGAGAGCAAGAAGAAAGAGGUUAUUCUCUACUGCGGCCCGUCCAAUAAAUCGGUAGAUGUUGUUGCAGAGUACCUGCUGAAGUUUGGGGACAAGAUAAAGCCGCUCAGGGUGUACAGCCGGCAGAUGGAGAUGCUGGAGUAUCCCUAUCCAGGAAGUAUUCUCCAGCUUUCCCGCAAGUCAAUGCGGCAAGAGAGGUCCAAGCCACAGCUCAGGUCUAUCACUAUGCACCACCGUAUAAGGGAACCAGACAAUCCGCACUGGAAAGAGAUCAAACAAUUUGAUGAAAGAAUCAGACUGGCCAAUGAAUCAAAGGAGGCGAUGACUGAUGCAGAUAUUGAAGCAUACAAAAAAGUUCUGAAUCAAGCACGGCUGCAUGAGCUGCAGAAGCAUGAUGUCAUAUUGUGCACCUGCACGGCUGCUUCCACCCCUAACCUCACCAAGACCGUCAGCGCACGGCAGAUUCUCAUUGACGAGUGCGCCAUGGCAACUGAGCCCCAGGCUCUUGUCCCAUUGGUCAGCUAUAAACCAGAAAAGGUCGUGCUGCUCGGUGAUCACAAACAGCUCCGGCCCAUCGUCAAGAAUAUAUUUGUACGAAAUUUGUGCAUGGCAAAGUCGCUGUUUGAACGCUACAUGGGCAUGGCAGUGAUGUUGGACACCCAGUACAGAAUGCAUGAAGACAUCUGCGAAUUUCCAUCCGUGGAGUCGUACGACGGAAAGUUGAAAACUGCCGUGCCGGGGCGAAACAGUGCCCUCCUUCUUACGACCUCCAAUAGAAGCACCCACACUGUUUUCGGACAUGUGAUUGGACAAGAGAUCAGCCUGGUGGUGACGACAGAGAAGGGAAAUGAAAAUUCCAAAGCAAACAGAAAGGAGAGUGCAAUUGCUGUUGGCAUUGCUGUGUCACUUGUAAAUGAUGGCAGAAUCCGUCAGGAGCACAUUGCAAUUCUUUCUCCCUACAACGCCCAGGUCUCUGAGAUCAAAAAACGUCUAAGAAGAAAAGCCAUGGAUGAAAUCACAGUCAGCACCAUCACAAAGAGCCAAGGAAGCGAGUGGCCCUACGUGAUCCUGUCCACCGUGCGCUCCUGUCCCAGUGCCGAGAUCGAGAAGGAUCCCAGCAGGGCGUGGCUCUCCAAAAACGUGGGAUUUGUGGGCGAUCCCAACCAGAUAAACGUAGGCAUCACCAGGGCACAGGUGGGGCUGUGCAUCAUUGGGAACCAAGAGCUGCUGAGGUGCAGUAAAGCCUGGGACAGACUGCUCCGACAUUACACGUCGAAGAACUGUGUCACCACGGCGGAUGACAUCACAGUGCGUAACGUGACUUAAUCCAGUUAUUUGAUUAAGUCACGUGAAAAAAAAAAAAAAAAACCAAGAAUAACAGCAUUCAGUUCCCACAGCACCGUGAUUCAACUGAAAAUGGCCGUAUGAUUAUCGGCUCAGCCAAAAUAAUUUUGUUUCAAACUAUUUUAAAGGGCCUGGAUUUCUGGUUUGUUUAGGCUAAUUCAGGCAUGUGUUAAUGUUUGUGUCCGUUCUUUUAUAUGGUUCACAAGUAUACAUGUACUGUCCUAAAACCUGUAGGUGAGCCUGAUAUUUUUAACUAUCUUUCAUAGAAAUGGCAAACUUAAAACUUUCCUCUCAAGCACAAGAUAGCGUAUUUUCAGUCUUGUCUUUGAAAGUAUCUGUUGACGUAGUCAUCUGGGUCAUUAAUCGCAAAACUAUUUAUAUAUUAAACUUUCUGUGGCUGUGAAGUCUGCUCUUUCAAAAUUUGUUCAGAGUCCACAUGUAAGAAAAGACCUGGGGUUUGCUUCAGGCGUACAUAUAUAGAUUAAACACACUGCAUAUGAAUUAUUUUAUUAAGUCUUAAUGGAGAGAAGCUCUUAAGCUUAAAAUAAUAUUUGUAGAAACUUGACCAUGUGUAAUCAUCCAGUCAGUCAAAGGAUGGACACAUUAGUAGGGUUAGUAGAUGAUAAAAUAUAUUUGUAGACCAUAUGGUUUGGCUCGUAUGUUAACAACUAUGAAUUAAAAUCCUAAAGCAUCACUGGGCCUUACAACAGUAGUACAAUUUGGAUUAAAGUACCAAUAAUAUUAGCACAGGACAUGUAAAUUCAGACAAUUCAUUCAAGUGUCAUUAAUGAGUGUCAUCUCAUCCCAUGUAGACCUUCUGUUUUUAAGCUUCUGUAUUAAGAUUACUUUUUUGUUCCCAAUAUGAUUUAAAUUUUUUAAUGCAUUUUUUAAACUUUAAUACGUUUUCAUACUACUGAAUAAUGGAACAAACGUAAGCCUUAAAUUUCUAUUUUCUAAAUGUCUAGCUGUAGUUUUCUUAUGUAGUGCAGUUGAUUCACACAUGAAUGCUGUUCAGCUAUUUCAGCCAGUCCUCUCAGUUUAUGGUUGCUUUGUCUUAAUUACAAAUGUCAUUCCAACUACCUUAGGAUUUGUUUUAAUUAUAUCUUGUUAAGUGACAACUACAGGGUGAGUUGUAUUGAAUUUGUAAAAUUAUUCUCAAAGAUGAUUUGUGGUUUUAUUUUUCUACUUUGGUACUUAUGAUAAUUUCAAAGAUACAUUUGAGUUUGAUAUUCAGAAUGUAUAUUUAAAUAUCCAAAGAGAUUUGUAAAACACAUGCAUGAGCAAUGUUUUUAUGAAUGCGUCUCAUUCUGUGAGUUAUACACAACCAGUGUGAUCAAAGUCCUGUGGAAGUUAGGUUAGAUCUGCAGUCUUCACACAUGAGAAUUUUCUAGAAAUUUGAUAUUUGAUCGUAUUCAAAGCUGUAAAGCAUCAUGUCUGUAAUAAAUCAGUUUUGUUGCAAUCAUU
Molecule: messenger RNA, 10810 nt
Organism: Anguilla anguilla (European eel)
Lineage: Eukaryota; Metazoa; Chordata; Actinopteri; Anguilliformes; Anguillidae
Product: helicase with zinc finger domain 2-like
Exons: 20
Coding region: 962-9328 (2788 amino acids)
Molecular function (GO): 5'-3' DNA helicase activity; RNA binding; metal ion binding
Source: RefSeq, a predicted model, not a curated record